Messenger RNA from Microplitis demolitor, 4439 nucleotides. RefSeq names its product serine-rich adhesin for platelets. Bases 1 to 4164 code for a protein of 1387 amino acids. The transcript is spliced from 52 exons. NCBI's taxonomy places the organism in Eukaryota, Metazoa, Arthropoda, Insecta, Hymenoptera, Braconidae. The record is from RefSeq and is a predicted model, not a curated record.
AUGAGGAAAUCUAGUCUCGAUAAUAUUUAUAAAGCUCUGCUUGUCCUCUGGACGGCAGAAUCAUGUAAUAAAAUAUUUACGAAUACUUAUGAAUUCCAAAGUACUGUCGAUACAAAAACAUCAACUUUGAGUUCCACUCAAUUUAUUGAUAACUGGAGUAAUAAGUCGGACAACAAAAUUCCUAGAUUUAGUGAAGACAGCGAUACUGAUUGGAAUGAUAUUUCGGAGGAAUCGACUUCUAAUUUCACUUAUGAUGAUGAUAGUGAUUGGUAUAAUUGGAAUAAUUAUUCAGAUGAAUCGCAUUCAAAUGACGCUAAUCUUGAUGAAAUUGAUUGGCAUGAUGAUUCAGAGGAAUCAAUUUUGAAUUCCACUCAACUUAUUGGUACUGAUCAGAAUAAUGAGUCAGACACAACAACCACAAGGUCGACUCAACUUUUCGAUAAAUGGGAUAACAAUUCAGUGAUACCAACUCUGAGCUCCAUUCAAUUUGUGGACAGCGAUUGGAAUAAUGAGUCAGAUACAACUUUGAGUUACACUCAACUUUUUGUUUCUGAAUUCAAUAAUAAUACGGGCACAUCAACAUUGAGAUCUACGCAACUUCUUGAUGCUGAAGGGAAUAAUAAUUCAGACACAUCAACUUUGAAGUCCACGGAAAUUUUCGAUACCGAAUGGUUUAAUAAUUCAGAUCCAACAACUUUGAGUCCCACUCAACUUUUUGAUGCUGAAUGGAACAAUGAUUCAGAUAUAACAACUAUGAAAUCGACUCAACUUUUUAAUACUGAAUGGAAUAAUAAUUCAGUCACAUCAACCUCAAGGUCCACUCAAAUUGUUGAUAUUCCAUGGAAUAAUAAUUCAGACACAACUCUAAGUUCCACUCACUUUGUUGGUAUUAAUUGGAAUAAUAAUUCAGACACAGAGACUUUGAGUUCCACGCAAAUUUUCGAUGAUGAAUGGAAUAAUGAUUCAGUAGGCACAUCAACUUGGAGUCCGACGCAACUUUUUAAUGCUGAGCGGGAUAAUAAUUCAGUCACAUCAACUUUGAUGUCUACUCAGCUCGUUGAUGUUGAUUGGAAUAACAAUUCAGACACAUCAACUUUGAGUUCCACGCAACUUUUUAAUGCAAAGCAUAAUAAAUAUUCAGACACAACUUUGAGUUCUACUGAAUUUUCUGAUGCUGAGUGGAAUAAUCGUUUAGUCACAUCCACCUCAAGGACUACUCAAUUUGAUGAUAUUGGUUGGAAUAAUAACUCAGACUUAACUACUUUUAAUUCUACACAACUUCUUGGUACUGAAUGGAACAAUAACUCAGAAACAUCAACUUUUAGUUCGACGCAACUUUUUAUUACCAAGCGGGCCAAUAAUUCAGUCACAACAACCUUGAUAUCUCCUAAGCUUGUUGAUGUUGAUUGGAAUAACAAUUCCGACACAUCAACUUUGAGUUCGACGCAACUUUUUAGUACCAAGCGGGACAAUGAUUCAGAGGCAACAUUUCUGAGUUCCACUCAACUAUUUGACACGAAAUGGAAUAAUCAAUCACACACAACUUUAAGCUCUACUCAACUUUUUGUUUCUGAAUUCAAUAAUAAUUCAGAUACAACAACUUUGAGUUCUACUCAACUUUUCGAUGCUGAGUGGAGUAUUAGUUCAGCCACAUCAAGCUCGAAGUCCACUCAAGUUGUUGAUAAUGAAUGGAGUACUAAUUUAGUUACAUCAACCUCGAGAUCCACACAACUUGUUAAUAUUGAUUGGAAUAAUAAUUCUGACACAUCGACUUUGAGCUCCACACAACUUUUUGAGGGUGAAUGGAAUAAUACUUCAGGCACAACAGCUUUAAAAUCUACUCAACUUUUUGAUGCAAAGUGUAAUAAUAAUUUAGGCACAUCAACUCCAAGCUCCACUCAACAUGUUAAAAAUCAUUGUAAUAAUAAGUUAGAUACAACAACUUCGAGUUCCACUCAACUUUCCGACGAUGAGUGGUACAAUAAUAUAGACACAACAACUGUCAGUUCGACUCAACUUUUCCAUCCUAAGUGGAAUUAUAUUUCAGUCACACCAACUCCAAAUUCCACUCAACUCGUUGAUGUUGAUUGGAAUAAUAACUCAGACACAACUGCGAGUUCUACUCAACUUUCCAACGAUGAGUGGUACAAUAAUUUAGACACAACAACUGUCAGUUCGACUCAACUUUUCCAUCCUAAGUGGAAGUACAUUUCAGUCACACCAACUCCGAAUUCCACACAACUCGUUGAUUUUAAUGGGAAUAAUAACUCAGAUACAACAGUUUCGAGUUCCACUCAAAUGUUUCAUGUUAAGUGGAACAAUAAAACAGUCAAAAUGACUUCGAGUUUCCCACAGGUUUGUGAUUCUGAGUGGAAUAAUUCAGCCACAACAACUAUAAGAUCCACACAACUCGUUGAUGCUACUUGUAAUAAUAAUGCAGUAACAUCAACUCCAAGUUCUACUCAACUUUUUGUUUCUGAAUUCAAUAAUAAUUCAGACACAACAACUUUGAAUUCCACUCAACUUUUUAACACUGAAUGGAACAAUAAUUCACACACGACUCCAAGUUCUACUCAACUUUUUGUUUCUGAAUUCAAUAAUAAUUCAGAUACAACAACUUUGAAUUCCACUCAACUUUUUGACACUGAAUGGAAUACUGAUUCACACACAACUUGGAGUUCUACUCAACUUUCUGUUUCUGAGUUCAAUAAUAAUUCAGACACAACCACUUCAAGUUCUACUCAGCUUUUUGAUGCUGAAUGUAACAAUAGUUUAGACACAACCUCGAGUUCCACUCAACUUUUUAAUUCUCAAUUCCAUAAUUAUUCAGACACCACUACUUUGAGUUCUACUGAACUUUUUGAUGCUGAGUGUAAUGAUAUUUUAGUCACAUCAACCCCGAUGUCAACUCAACUUGUUAAUAUUGAAUGGAAUAAUAAUUCAGUAGUCACAUCAACUGAAGCGAACUAUUUCAAAGAGACAACGGAUUGUUUUUGUACUACCCCGAAAACAUAUGAAAGUACUUAUAGUAUGGAUAAAAUAACCAAUUCUACUACAAAAUAUCCUUUGAGACAAAAAUUAAAACCGAAAAUGAAAGGUCAGCUAUCAGAGGAAGAUUUGUGUGCGCUUAAAAUUAAUAUUACUGUACCACAUCGAUGUAUUUUCACCAACCAGUUAAAAAAAAUUUAUCGAUUAUUGAAUGAUCGCCAUAAUUUACUUCUUCGAGUAGGUGCACAAGGAUAUGAUACAACAUCAAUAGAAAAUUUAAUGGAUUACAUUAUUAACGCACUUAAUACUAGUAUUUUACAUCUAACAAAUGCUUUAGAAACAGGUACUUCACCCAAUACAACUAUUUUAAACGAAUUGUUUCAAUGGCUUCCUGAUGGAUUAGAACCAUACCCAUGUGACUUAUCUCAACUUACCACAAAACCUAGACCUACAACAACCACUACAAUAACACCUGAAUCGACGACAACAACUACACCUGAACCGACAACAAGAACUACAACCACUACAACAACUACAACACCUGAACCUACGACAACCACGACGACUACUACUACUACUACUACAACAACACCUGAACCGACAACAACAACUACAACACCUGAACCGACAACAACUACAACACCUGAACCGACAACAACUACAACACCUGAACCUACGACAACCACGACUACUACUACUACUACUACUACUACUACAACACCUGAACCGACAACAACUACAACACCUGAACCUACGACAACCACGACUACUACUACUACUACUACUACUACUACUACAACAACACCUGAACCUACGACAACCACGACUACUACUACUACUACUACUACUACUACUACAACACCUGAACCGAAAACAACUACAACACCUGAACCUACGACAUCCACGACUACUACUACUACUACUACUACAACAACACCUGAACCGACAACAACAACUACAACACCUGAACCUACGACAACCACGACUACUACAACAACAGUUAAAACGACAAAGUCUUGGCUAGACGACUUAUUCUUCCCUGACUUUAGUACUACUACAACACUAUCUCCUCCGACUCCAUCAGAUUUAGUACCAACUCCUCCGCAAACAUAUCCUCCUUUAACACAUCCACCACCACCAGAAGAUCCUUUUCCACCACCAGUCAUAAAUAGUUAAAAAAUUAAUUCAAAAUGAAAAAAAUAAAAAAAUAGAUUAAAAAUAAAAUAUAUUUAUUUUGAUAAAAGCACCAAAUACAUUGGUAUAAGUUUUUAUACGAUCAAUGAUUUCGUCCUCUCUUUAAAGAAUUAUAGUAGUAUACCGUGUAGAAAAAAAAUUCCAAAAAUGUCCCGCACGUAGAACUUCUAAAUUUGAGAAUUGAACUUUAAGAUCUUUGGAUUAUUUAAAACUGAUCGAUAUAGUACUCUUUUCUAAUAUUUUUUUAACUUUAUUUU